AUGGAUGAUAAUAUUGUAAAUGAGAUGAAGGAUGAAAUUUCUUGUCUAGUACAAAAGGUCAAGCCUUUUCAGCCAAAUGUGAGGGAGAUUUAUAUCAAAGCCCUCAAAGCUUUAGAAUCAUCACUGCAAGAUAUCAUUUUGGUGGAACAACCUGUUCUGCACUUUCUCUAUACUCUUCUUCGCCAUAUGAUAGAGCUAUCAAAUGUGAAGGCAAGAUUCAAGAGAUCUGUAAUGGAUCAAAUCGAAGCAUUGCAUGAGGAGCUGCAAAUUAUUAGUUGUUAUCUCUUUGAUCCAUCAGCUUCGCAAUACACUCAGAAAAUUAAGAAAGUGAGCCAUCUACUUUUGCACAUCAAAAUAGUGCUCUGUCGUGCAGCAUAUGCUAUUUAUGCAUCUUAUGACAGUGAUAUUCCUGAAGAAAUGGCUGGGGAGCUGAAUCUUAGAAUUGCUGAUUUGCUGCUAGAGAUAGAGCUGCAGUAUCAAAUGGAGAUGGUUCUUGGAAGCGUAUUAUCUCUCAGAGAAGAUUUUUUUGAAAUUGGGGAACAACUUUUCCGAGAACAGGAGGAGCAGAGAGACCCUUUGCUACGUUUCAAAGACAUUGUAUGCCAGACUGAAUUUGUCAUUGAUUCAUUUAUUGCCAGAAGUGGUCAUCUUUGGGAAUGGAAAUUGGGGCUGUUUGAUAUCCUACAACAGAUUAAGAUUAUCAGCAGAGAGCUGGUUAGGAAAUUUGUUGGAUUGCAAGGUCCCAACCAUGAGGCUGGAAAUGAAACAAAGAAGUCCAUUGGCCAUGUGGAGCUUUUUGCUGAUGAAGCAAAAAAGAUAAAGAAGCAACUUACUAAUGGUUUCACAGAGUUGUACAUACUCUCGAUUGUGGGAAUGCCUAGCAUUGAAUGCAAAGGCCUAACUCUUGCUGUGGAUUUGGUAACUGGACUACUGGGAAAGAAGGCAAGAAAUACAGAAUGCUGGGCACAGGUUGCAAAUAGUUUAAACACAAACCUUCUUGAAGAUGAAGACAGACGGUGUAUGCACAUACUGGAACUUAGUUACAGGCAGUUACCAGACCAUUUGAGGCCAUGCUUUCUUUAUUUCAGAGCAUUUCCUUGGAACACAGAAGCGCCAACAAAUAAGUUGAUGUGGCUAUGGAUUGCAGAAGGAUUUGUUCAACUGCAAAAAGAUGAUGAAGGAAGCUCAGAGGAUGUCGCUGGGAGCUACUUGAAUGAUCUAAUUGGCAGAAGCCUUGUAACAGAUUGCAAAGGCGUAUCCUCCGAUGGAGUGAAAGCAAGCUGCGUCCAUGAUCUAUUGGAUGAUUUUGCUCUGGCAACAGUUAAAGAAGAGUGCUUUUUGCAGCUGCAAACAUGUGUUCAUUCUGAUCAUUUGUCUUCUCAUGCCCAGACAUUGGUGCUGGAUAUUUUGCACAUCAACGUUGGAUUCACUCCUCUCAUAUGUCAGCUAGAUUAUUCUUCCAAAUGCAACUUUUUGCCUGUUUUGGACUUCCUCACUCGACUUGAGUCGCUCAAUGUGGUUUACCACGGUCAGUUGCUUCAUUAUCCUUUUGAAUUCAACUUUCCACAAAAUAUUAAGAAGUUGAAUCUAUCAGAAUUUCAGUUGCCAUGGAGUGCCAUUUCAAGCAUUGGGAAACUGCACAAUCUUGAGGUUCUUAAAUCAUCAGAUGCUUCCUUUAAAGGGAAAACAUGGGAAAUGAAAGAAGGGGAAUUCCUUAAAACUCAAAUUCUUGAAGACGUUGCACACUGGAAUACCUCAGAGGAUCAUCUCCCUUGCCUUGAGACUCUAGUUGUGAAGAACUGCCACCAACUUGUUGAGAUCCCUCCUGGUUUAGGGGGCAUACUCACACUGCAGAGGAUUGAGUUGCAGGGGAUUCAGCCCAGAGAGUGA
Messenger RNA from Coffea eugenioides, 1890 nucleotides. Its product is annotated as putative late blight resistance protein homolog R1B-23. Gene Ontology annotation, biological process: defense response to other organism. Lineage: Eukaryota; Viridiplantae; Streptophyta; Magnoliopsida; Gentianales; Rubiaceae. The coding region runs from base 1 to 1890 and encodes 629 amino acids. The record is from RefSeq and is a predicted model, not a curated record. The transcript has 6 exons.